CCGACUUCCUUGCAGGCUUCGCAGCCGGGCGGAAGCGCUCCCCUGCAAAACCGAGGGGCGGAGACUCGUCCGGCGGGGAGGGUGAAGAUGGCGCAGGCCGGGAUUUGGAGUACCUCCUGAAUGUGUGACAAUAUUUCUACGACUUGGUUCUUCCUCUUUUAUGGACUCAAGAUUUCUGAAUGUUGUCAGAAUGCAUGAGGCCAUGGCAGAUGACAAUACACAAUCUUUCCUACGGAAGAAGCGUGGCCCGUACAUUUCUUCAAUAACCAGCCGCAGCCUGAACUUGGUGAUCCGUGGAAUAGUCCUGUUUUUAAUUGGUGUCUUUCUUGCAUUAGUAUUAAACUUGCUGCAGAUUCAGAGAAACGUCACUUUGUUUCCACCGGAUGUGAUCACAAGUAUCUUUUCUUCAGCUUGGUGGGUACCACUUGGCUGUGGAACAGCAUCAGCUGUGAUUGGGUUAUUAUACCCCUGCAUUGACAGACAUUUAGGCGAGCCACAUAAAUUUAAGCGGGAAUGGUCCAGUGUGAUGCGAUGUGUAGCAGUCUUUGUUGGUAUAAAUCAUGCCAGUGCUAAAGUGGAUUUUGCCAACAACAUCCAGUUAUCUCUGACACUAGCAGCACUUUCGAUUGGAUUGUGGUGGACAUUCGAUAGGUCUCGGAGUGGCUUUGGCCUAGGUAUAGGAAUUGCAUUUUUGGCCACACUGGUGACUCAACUUCUGGUCUACAAUGGAGUUUAUCAGUACACUUCACCUGACUUUCUUUAUGUUCGUUCUUGGUUACCAUGUAUAUUUUUUGCUGGUGGAAUAACGAUGGGGAACAUUGGCCGGCAGCUGGCAAUGUAUGAAUGCAAAGUCGUUGCAGAAAAGUAUCAUCAGGACUGAAGAGAAUGAAACAUGGCUUUGCACUAGACUACAAAUAGACUGUUGGAAGAGAAUACACUAAGGAGCAUUUGACACGAAAAUUGCCAAAUAGCCAUUUUCUUCUGGUUUCUUCUGCUUUCACCUCUCUGGCCUCCAAGCCUGAUCCAUUCAUACAAGGCACCAUUUACUCCAAUAGUGAUUGCUUCACCUGUAGCUCACUUGAAAAUUCUGUACUUGGAAUUGAUUGUGUAGAAUUUGGGUUUGAAUGCAACAUGUUGAACAAGAUGGUGGUUUUUAUAGCUAGGCGACUUUUCUUUCUCCUGGGUUUGGCUAAUGUCAUCCUCUUCUCUCUCUUUUUCAUAAUGUUCCAGUGCCAAACCAAACUUUUUUCUUCUCUGCAGGCUCCAUUCCAUCUUGAGGAAUGUGCUGGUCUUAGAGGAGAGGUUACUUUUUAAAUUAUUUUUCAGGACUGUGAUAUAGAGGUGAUUAGAAAAGGCAUUGAUAAAAUUAAAUCAGGAAAAUAAUCCCAAAUGAUGUCAUCAGUAAUUGAAAAUAUCCAUCCUCAGGUCAUCCUCAUAUCAGGUGCAUUGACCGGUAGCCAACAUGAGGUGCUCGUUCUGUGUGCUUUGCACUUAAGAUGCAUGACAAAUCUGCACUUACGUCAUCAAUACCUGUAACGUGUGUAGGAGUAUUGCCCCUUCGCAGAUGGACAAAUGCAGCAGGAAAUGCAAGCAUGCUCCAAAGGAAGUGAUUGUUGCUGAGGUUACCCAGAAACAAACCCUUUUGCAGGCUGCAGCUUUUGCUCUGCAGAUGGGAAAAUCCCAAACUUCCUUAACUGCUUUGAAAUAUUCCUUGGUGUAAUUUUUCCAAUUUUCGCCCGUAAGUAUGUGCUUUCAUGCAUUUUGUUCACAGAAGCGUUGUCUGAUAUGACCUGUUCUUGUGCAGACCUAAUUACAGAAAUAGAUGGGAGUGUUCCUGUGCAGAAUUGCCACACGUGACAAUGGGACUGUGAGAGGAGCCUGAUGACUUGGGAUCAUCUCAUGCUGUUGGCUUGCUAUGCUUUUAUGUCAGCAGACAUUUGAGGAUGAAGGGUGGGGAGAAUAUGCCUUAUCACAGAUGGAGCCCAAGGGAUGUUGAUCUAAAUGGAAACUUAAGUUGAAUCUCCUCUGGACUUGGCCAAUUUCAUUACUUCUGUUUGUCAUAUGCCGUUUUAGGCUGCAUGCUGCUGCUUUUUUAGAAGUAACUUUCUCGUUUUAAAGAAAUGUCUGAAAAGUUUUAGGAAAAACAUGCCGCAAGCCCCUUGAAAAGGCUGAAGUUGAUCCAGAGAACAGAUCUGAUUAGAAAGAGCAUUUAUUUUUCUUAAUGUGUACAUUAUGCUCAUCAACAUGUGAAACAGGCACAUGAAGCAGCAUUUUUAUAGCUUACAAUCUAAUAUAUGAAGAAUAUGCAAUGUAAGUCUAGAAGAAAAUGUUUGAAGGAAAACGUGCAAUCAGUAUAACUUUUUUUAAAAAAGCAAAUAAUAUGCAACGUAUCAGUAGCUCCAGCUUUCCACUGGCACCUGCAGUUUCAUUUCACCAGGCAGCAGCUCCUCCAUGUGGCUGUGAGGUUUCAAGAAUUAAUAAUUGAAAGCGCUUAAGUGUUAGUGCAUGUCUUCAUUGCCCCUCCCUCUAAGUUAUAGCACUUAUGUAUGUAUCUGAUUUAAUUUUAAGUGGUAUGAAUGAUGCUUGGAAUUAUGGAGAUUCUUUAACAUGAAAUACCACACACUUGACAUUUUAGGCUCAGUGGAAUUUGCAGCUAUCCAGCGAUUUUGCUGAUAAAUAUUUAUACAUGUGACUCACACUUUUUAAGUGGCGUUCUGAGCUUGUUAAGUUUUGGCACAAGAUCAACCUGAAGGCUUAAAAUCUGAAGUUCUUGUCUCUCGUAAAGACGUUUGUGAUUAAAUCAGUACUACUGUGGGCAAUAAAUGAGUGAAGAGUAUGGGUUUUGAGGGAGCUGUACCUGAACUCUGUGACUUACCAUUUUCUUUCUGCUAUUUAUGUUCUCUCAGCUCUGUCCAUUUAUGUAUAGAGCGUGGAAUAAAUUGGAGGAGAUGUUGGUUGUACUGAAAGGAGAUAAUCUUCUGCAAUGCAGUAUUUCCAGUCUUGCUUGUGGGAGUAAGCUGCCUUCGAGUGAAGUACGAUUCUGGUUUGCCACAGAUUUUUCAUGAAUAUGAGUGAAAUGAUUGAAGAUAACUAGAAAUUGUAUGGGACCUCACAGACUGGUGGUACAAUUAUGGGUCACUGUGUUAGCAGAAGAUUAUGAGUACCAUCUGUAUUUUCUAUUGAAAAAUGUGUUCAGUAGAACAACUUUAUCUUAUGUGCUUUUGCGUGACAUGCUCUUUCCACCUAUCUUUGUGCAAGGGACUCUUCCAACUUGCUGAAGAAAUCCCAGGUAGUGUUACUAUACUGUGAAAAACUUAAAUGCAUGAAGACAAGACUCAGACUUUACAGAUUAACUUGGAGGACAAAGUGCUACUUUUACUAAGAAGUCACUUGUCCGCCAACUUUGUGAGUUGUCCUUGCUAUACAUCAGUAAUAACACAUGGUCAGAUAGAAAAUCUCAUUGUGAGAAAUAUGUUACUUCGCCAGCUUUUGCAGUUGAUGUCAGUUCAACUUGUCUUCUCAAUUAUUUUGGUGAGCUGCUCUGUUUGAAUAAGUUCUUGAAAACAUCUCAUGAAGAUUUUGUGAAACAGCCAGUCCAUACUAGAAUCUUGACUGGAGUGAUCUGUAAUGGGAAUGCUGGAAUAGCCUUAAUUAUAGUGGUGGAAAGAUACAGCUACAAUAUAAUGUGUAAUUAUAAUAUUAGACUGUCUUCAAAAUGUUCUAUAGAGAAUGAAUACGGUAUAUUUUGGAUACAACUUUAUAAGCACUAUAAAUUCUUCACUAGUUGUGAACUGCAAAGGUGGUUGAUGUUUACUUCAAAUUGCUGUUAAAAGCAAUAUGUGUAUUAAAAUAAUUACAGUUUUGUUGGACAGGUUUCUUUUUUAUUGCCCAUGUAGCAAUACUUCAUAACUGUAUCCCAGCAAUUAUUUUCCAACAAUAAAAUUAAAACCUUGGCUGUU
Messenger RNA from Sphaerodactylus townsendi, 3959 nucleotides. RefSeq names its product insulin induced gene 2 (gene INSIG2). The record is from RefSeq and is a predicted model, not a curated record. Gene Ontology annotation, cellular component: SREBP-SCAP-Insig complex; endoplasmic reticulum. The transcript has 6 exons. Gene Ontology annotation, biological process: SREBP signaling pathway; cholesterol biosynthetic process; cellular response to insulin stimulus. Bases 161 to 880 code for a protein of 239 amino acids. Lineage: Eukaryota; Metazoa; Chordata; Lepidosauria; Squamata; Sphaerodactylidae.